This is a messenger RNA of Habropoda laboriosa, 1155 nucleotides long. RefSeq names its product fatty acid hydroxylase domain-containing protein 2. The transcript has 6 exons. Lineage: Eukaryota; Metazoa; Arthropoda; Insecta; Hymenoptera; Apidae. Gene Ontology annotation, biological process: sterol biosynthetic process. Gene Ontology annotation, molecular function: iron ion binding; C-4 methylsterol oxidase activity. The record is from RefSeq and is a predicted model, not a curated record. The coding region runs from base 133 to 1155 and encodes 340 amino acids.
UGCUACGGCGCAUUUGCCAGUAUCAACGGUCUGCGUUUAUCGACUAUCGUGUGUUCUAUGGCAAAUGCAAUCCAUUGACUCCAAGCACCAAAAUUUACGUGGUUGUUUUCGUAAACGGUACCAUAGUCAACCAUGAUGGAUGUGCAGAACCAGUACAAAGCGGCGCCUGUGACCGGCGAUGGUUGCAAGAAUCAAACGCCACCGACUUUGCUUUCGAGUUUAAGGAGCGUUCUAUUUGUCAUUGGAACCAUAGUGAUCGGAUUCGCUGCGUUCCGCAACUCACUAACAUGGCAUUUGCAGAGAUUUUGGGGAGCCUCUGGUGAUUUCUGGCAAGCACAAUGGGACAAGAUUUUAGACAAAGUAGGAGACAAUCCCUUCACGCUUUGGGUUUAUGGUUCGUUGGGGCUGACAUUUUUCGUGUACUGGUUCUUUGGCGGUAUAUACACGAUUCUAGACCUAACUAAUUGGCCAGCUGCUUUGCGGAAAUACAAAAUACAGCCGGGCACGAAUGAACCGGUCGACAAGAGGGAAUUGCUCAAAGUAAUCGCUCAAGUACUAUUCAAUCAAACCUUUAUUGGAUUUCCUCUGGCGUACGUCAGUUAUCUCCUUAUGGAAUGGCGCGGUUAUCCCCCUGUACGCGAAUUGCCGACCUUCCAUUGGGUGCUCGUUGAAAUCGCUAUUCACAUAUUGUGCGAGGAAAUUGGAUUUUAUUACUCGCACAGAUUUCUGCAUAGCCGCUAUCUGUAUAAAUAUAUACAUAAACAGCACCACGAGUGGACGGCCCCCAUAGCUGUAACAUCACUAUAUUGUCAUCCCUUAGAACACAUUGGUUCAAAUUUGUUGCCACCAUUUUUGGGAGUAUUCAUCAUAAGUUCUCACGUGGCUACUGCUUGGCUUUGGUUUUCGCUUGCUAUUCUUUCUACAUUAAAUGCUCACUCUGGUUACCAUUUACCAUUCUUUCCAUCUCCAGAAGCUCACGAUUUUCAUCACUUAAAAUUCAACCAAUGUUUUGGCGUCUUAGGAGUGUUGGAUCGCAUUCACGGCACAGAUACGCAAUUUCGUAACUCCAGAGCUUAUCAGCGUCAUGUAAUAAUGCUUAGCUUGGUACCCCCAAGGGAAGCUUUCCCAGAUGAAGUAAAGUAUAAAUCUAAAUAG